GCACAUGGACGCAUGCGCACCGAACCGUGGCGGGACUCGGCCGCGUGCGCUUUCCCGCCCUCGCCACGCCCUGCGCCGUCCGUCGGGCUUCCCCGCCCCAGCUGUAGGCUCUCGCUCCUCCUUCUCGGUCGCUCCCGGAGUCUAGGCCCCGCCUGUUUCUCUCCCCCAGGGCCUCCUCCGUCCGCUCCCGUCCCUUGCGCCUCUGCUACUUCUGCUGAAGGCGGAGGCUCCAUGUUGUCCCCUCAGCGAACGGCAGCGGCGGCGUCGAGAGGAGCAGGUGAUGCCAUGGAAAGUGGACAACCUGGUCCAGUGCAGGUUGUUUUGGUUCACAAAGAGCAACAUUCCUUUGAGCUAGAAGAGAGAGCCUUGGCCAGCAUCCUCCUGCAGGAUCACAUCCGAGAUCUUGAUGUGGUGGUAGUAUCAGUGGCUGGUGCCUUUAGAAAGGGCAAAUCCUUCAUUCUGGACUUUAUGCUGCGAUACUUGUAUUCUCAGAAAGAAGGUGGUCAUUCAAAUUGGUUGGGUGACCCAGAAGAACCACUGACAGGAUUUUCAUGGCGAGGAGGCUCUGACCCAGAAACCACUGGGAUUCAGAUUUGGAGUGAAGUUUUCACAGUGGAGAAGCCAGGUGGGAAAAAGGUUGCAGUUGUUCUGAUGGAUACCCAGGGGGCAUUUGACAGCCAAUCAACUGUGAAAGAUUGUGCUACGAUCUUUGCUCUAAGCACCAUGACUAGUUCUGUUCAGAUUUACAAUUUGUCCCAGAACAUUCAGGAAGAUGAUCUUCAGCAGCUACAGCUCUUCACAGAAUAUGGACGUCUGGCAAUGGAUGAAAUUUUCCAAAAACCCUUCCAGACUCUGAUGUUUUUGGUUCGAGACUGGAGUUUUCCUUAUGAAUAUAGCUAUGGACUGCAAGGAGGAAUGGCAUUUUUGGAUAAGCGUUUACAGGUGAAGGAACAUCAACAUGAAGAAAUUCAGAACGUUCGAAAUCAUAUUCACUCAUGUUUCUCGGAUGUUACCUGUUUUCUCUUACCACAUCCAGGGCUCCAGGUGGCCACAAGCCCGGACUUUGAUGGGAAAUUGAAAGAUAUUGCAAGUGAAUUCAAAGAGCAGUUGCAGGCACUGAUACCAUAUGUACUAAACCCAUCUAAGUUAAUGGAAAAGGAGAUCAAUGGCUCAAAAGUCACUUGCCGAGGACUGUUGGAAUAUUUUAAGGCAUAUAUUAAAAUUUACCAAGGAGAAGAUCUGCCUCACCCAAAAUCCAUGCUUCAGGCUACUGCUGAAGCCAAUAAUUUGGCAGCUGCAGCCUCUGCCAAAGACAUUUAUUACAGCAACAUGGAGGAGGUUUGUGGGGGAGAGAAACCUUAUUUGUCUCCAGACAUUUUAGAAGAGAAGCACCAAGAAUUUAAACAACUUGCUCUGGACCACUUUAAGAAGACCAAAAAGAUGGGCGGGAAGGAUUUCAGCUUCCGAUACCAGCAGGAGCUUGAGGAGGAAAUCAAGGAACUGUAUGAGAAUUUCUGCAAGCACAAUGGCAGCAAGAACGUCUUCAGCACCUUCCGAACCCCUGCAGUUCUGUUCACAGGCAUAGCAGCAUUGUACAUAGCCUCGGGCUUCACUGGCUUCAUUGGGCUUGAGGUUGUGGCCCAGCUGUUCAACUGUAUGGUUGGACUGCUGUUAAUAGCACUCCUUACCUGGGGGUACAUCAGGUAUUCUGGUCAGUAUCGUGAGCUGGGUGGAGCUAUUGACUCUGGUGCAGCGUAUGUGUUAGAGCAGGCUUCUUCUCAUAUUGGCAAUUCUACUCAGGCUGCAGUGAGGGAUGCCAUCGUUGGGAGGCCACCUACAGAUAAAAAAGCUCAAUAGCAUCUUAAUGGCAAGACCCAACAAGAGCCCAGUCAGCCCCUGGAUUUCUGCUAAUGCCACCGUGGGUCCAGUUCCAGAGCAAUGGCCGAUCUGAGAGCAUCCUGGAAGAGCUGAGACAGGGCAUUGUAAUAAAUGAACCGACCUUUCCUGUGGUUUCCCGUUCCACUUGUCUUGGAAGCAGUUCUUUUUCUUGCUGUUACAAGCCCAAGGCUACUCUCUUCUCUGCUUUGUGCACUUUAAGGGGUGGGGGUGGCGGCUAAAAGGAAAACAUGGAAAUGCAGCUUUUAAGUCUCUGAUGUGCCACAUAGUGCCUUUUAAGACCAGACCAUGCUUCUGCCGCCAUGAAGACUGAGGAAUGGAGGACAGCCUCAGGAAAUGCGGUUUUGGAUCAAGUUCUCUUUUGGAUUUUAGUUUUGUACCUUUGAAAAUUUAUUUUUUAAAUGUUUACACAACUUGGAAAAGGCUCAGAACUAAAGGCCAACUGAAAUAAUACUUAUUACACCUAAACAAUUUCUCCCAGUACUGGUGAUUGAACCUAGUGCCUGACAUGCUAGACAGACAAUUGCCCUAGCCUGGAGCUGUCCCCUAGCCUGCUUGACUGUAUAGUUUCAGGUCUUUAAAUUACUUUGUUUCCAGGUUGGCUGUGAGCUUUCCAUCUUCUUCCUCCCUCUCUAGCUUUUUUGGGUAGCUUGAAUAUAGACCUGUGCUACCAUCCAUCUUUCAGAAACCUUAUUUAUAUGAAUUAUCUUUGCUAUGCAACAUGGGAAAAAAUUAAAUCAUUAAUAAUCUGUGUUGGGGAAUAUAAGAUCUUUUACAUAGGCUGGCAGUUUUGUUGAAAUUGCUUUUUUACUUUUAUUCCUAUAGCUUCUUUCUAGAAAAGAGGUAAACAGUCCUUUAAAAGCCAGUGGUUCAUAAUAAAAGGUAUGAGUGAGAUACUUCAUGGUAAAAUUGUAGUUUGAACUUGUCUUGGUCAGAUUCAUUGCAUAUUUAUGUAUGUAUGUGUUACUUUUAAAAAUAGUUGUUUUUAGUGGCGAAAAGACAUUACCAAAUAUUACUUCUUUUAAUUAAUGUUCAAUUUCAUGUUACUUAGUGGUAAUACCAAAUAAUCUGAUCUAAAGUUUUUACUUUAGAUCAAACUUUAGUUUAAAACUGUAGUCAGACUUUUUUUAUUUUAUUUUUUUGGUGGUGGAGGUGGUGUCUGUGUUGCAUUGACUGGCCUGGAGUUUUUAAUACAGACUAGGCUAGCCUUGAACUCAUCGAGAUCCUUGUGCCUCAGUGUGCCACUGUGCUUGACCCCAAACUGCUUUUUAUUCUAUGAACUGUCUAAUGUUCAUAAUAUCAAAGCUAAACUGUUAAUAACUGACUUAAGAAGGAUAGUUGCUCAGACUCUAAAAUUUCCUUUUUUACUUUUACCUUGAUUAUGUGAUAAAGUUUUAUCUAUUAGUUUUUUUUCCCUUUGAUUUUGUAGUGAUGAAUUACUGUGUGGAUUUAAGCCUUAAAACCUGUCCACAGGUAUAGAAACCGUAAUUUUUUUUUUUUUAGGUAAUUUGAAAUUUUGUUUUGGGAAGGAGAUAGAAUGGUUUUGGCCAAAACUAGUGUAAAUUUAUGUACAUGAAAUAUGAAUGGAAGGUAGAAAAAAGGAAGUCUUGCAUUUAAUUUCCAUACCAGAAUUUUCUUCUAAGUUUUCCAAUCAAGCAUUUAACAAAUCCUGAAUUAAUAUUAAGCAUUUUACAUAUUUUUCUAUUAUCUUGUCCUGAAGUUCAUAGUAAUUUUUCCUUUCGCUGUGCCAUCUGGGAACAAUUCCAGCUUGUUUUGAAACUGUUCACUGCUUGUGAGUGAUGGCUGACCAUGGAAGGGGUUGGAAGUUCAGUCCUGCAGCUGUGCAGGGUUUUCUGGUAGUGUCCCCGUGUGAAAGCUUGUGCUGAGUGAUGGGUUCCCAGUGCUGAGAUUGGGUCUUGUCAUACAGUCCAGGUUAGCCUAUAACUUGCUUUGUAGUUUAGACUGGCCUUGUACCUAAGGUCUGCUGCCUCAGCUUUUCUUGAGUACUGAGCUUAUAGGCGUGUCCCCAUGCCCAUCUCUGUUCUACACUGUUACAUCUGUGUAUGAGUUUAAGGUGAAUGUUCCGUUAAUUAACUUACUCUGCUUCUGGAACAUGUUUAUGAAGUUUUCUUUGAGCUGGGCGGUGGUGGUGCACGCCUUUAAUCCCAGCACGUGGGAGGCAGAGGCAGGCGGAUCUCUGUGAGUCUGAGCAACCUGGUCUACAAGAGCUAGUUCCAGGACAGACUCCGAAGCUACAGAGAAACCGUGUCUCAAAAAACCAAAAAAAGAGAAAAGUUUUCUUUGAGGGUUCUUAGCUGUUUUCCUUGGCCUCUUUUCUAACUUUAAAUUGUUGACUUCCUAUCACAGUUUUUCAAUACAAAAUGUCUUUAAUGAAUGGCUAGAAAUAGUCCUGAGGAUAUUCAUAACUGGUGAAGGAUUCUGUUAGCACCUCCAGCCUUUUGUUUGUGGGUCAGGGACUUGGUAUAGGAAUCAGACCAGUGUCCCCUGGUCAGACCACGCUUUCUGUGUGUGUGAUGUUAAUUUCUGCACUCCUGUCAAUAUGUGGAGAUUUUCAUUAAAAAUAACUCACUUUAGAAGAAACUAAAUGUUGCCAAGAUAUCCUUGGUUUUGUUUUGGGGGCCCCAGGGCUGUGUGUAUGGCAGGCAUUUGCUCUAUCCACCGAGUCAAACACUUCAGUCUGCCUCCUACCAUCAAAUGGAUAGAAUUGCGCCUUUGAUUCUUCUGCUGAGAAGUCUCUCUCAUGAUUUAUCACUUGCUGAUAAAUGUCAUACAUCCCUUUUGAAGAGUACCAAAAAUCUGUUUCAUGGAUGCUUGUAACUUCUCUUUUAUUUCUUUUCUUCUUCUCUCCCUCCACUCUUCUCUUUUCCUUUUUCUGUGCAACUCCAGCCAGAUGUUUAUGUUUGAUACUUGCUUUAUCCUGGGUCAAGUUGCUGUGAAUGUUUGUGUUUAAUUUGCUUUCUCUCACUCGCUUAAGGCAGACAAGUGCAUAGGCAUAAGCGUUGUGUUUGCUUUGCAGUUUCUUUAGGAGGUCACACACUGGUACCUAGGAUAUGUAAAUGAGACAAAAAUUCAGUAGGUUAAUUUCAGCCUAAGCCCCCAACCCCCAAAAAAAUGUCCCCCCAAAAAGUAACAGGAAAAUAUCAAAAGAUCUAUUUUGUUCGUGUCUUUUUUUGAAAUGUAAUGAUGAGUUGGUUUUUCCAUCACGUGACCAGAAUCUUUGUAUCCUUUUACCUAGCAUGUGGAGCCAAUACUGUUUUUGUCAGGAACAAGGCCAUAAGCAAGCCUCAUUUGGCAAAAUAUUCCCUGUCCAAUGUGGUUGGUUGUAGUGAGAUACAGUUGUUUUCCUCAGAAACUGACUGUAGCUCUAUCUUGGACACUGGUUCUUAUCUACCUUUUCAUGCUUUAGAUUAAUCUGUGGGGUGUGUUGAAAGAAGCAGACUCUGCUUUGUAUCGUGGUUUUGUCUGUACCCUGAGAUCCAUCUCUUACAAAUACCAGUAAGUGACUGGUGGGUGGGUGGGGGGAUAAAUGAGGGAGAAUAAACUGAUGUAGGAAUGGGAGUACCCAGACAGGAAGUGCCCUUUGCGUUUCGAGCAGAUGCCUAAGGUCUGCUGCCAGGUCUGCUCAUCGAGAGUUUACUAUGUUUAGAAUCAUCAGGGUGCCUUAAUUAGAGGAUUGUCCAAGCUUUUUAAAGCUGUCAUAGUGCCUUCUCUUAUAUACCUGCCCUCACACGCUAACAGGUGAUUAGGAUUUUUUUUUAAACAAAUGUUGAUAGUAUUCCCUCUCAUACUCUGAAGAAGCCAAGUUGGGCACUGCCACUUGAAUCUCUUAAUUUUUUGUUGUUUUGUUUUGAGAAAGGGGCUCAAUAUAUAUCCCUGGUUGUUCUGGAACUUACUGUAUAGACCAGGCUGGCUUUGAACGCACAGAGAUGAGUCUGACUCCUUUCAAAUCCUGAAAUCUUUUAUACACAGAAAACCCUGAAGUACUAAUACCAGUAAUGAACAAAGGAUAGGAUUUUAAGUAUGAAAGUAGUCACUUGUGCACCCCACAGCAGGAGCAUCACAAGAUAGCCCUUAUCAACAGGCUUCCUAUGGGAAAGAAUUUCAUGUACCAGAAUGCAAGUUUAAUAUUUAGACCAAGGGAAGGUCGCAUUGAUGCCCAAACCUCUUUAGUUCAGGUCAUCAAAGGUGUUAUGGAUGUAAGCCUUAAAAGAGUUUAAUCUUGAACAUACACAAGGUAUCCUGAAUUUUACUUUAAAAAUGAAUUGUUAUAAGAACUUUUGCUAGAUCCUUGCCUUAGAAUGGCUUUAAAACAAUACAGAUUUUUGAAAUGCAAUGGGAAGCAAUGAUGCUGUUCUGUGUUAAAGGCACAUUUCUGUUUCUUUUCUGGGUUGUACAUUCAUUUAAUGGAUUAAAGAGCACAAUGCCAUGUUA
Chionomys nivalis (European snow vole) is the source of this 6348-nucleotide messenger RNA. It is a transcript of the gene Atl3, whose product is annotated as atlastin GTPase 3. Gene Ontology annotation, molecular function: GTP binding; GTPase activity. NCBI's taxonomy places the organism in Eukaryota, Metazoa, Chordata, Mammalia, Rodentia, Cricetidae. The record is from RefSeq and is a predicted model, not a curated record. Gene Ontology annotation, biological process: protein homooligomerization; endoplasmic reticulum organization. The transcript is spliced from 13 exons. The coding region runs from base 13 to 1857 and encodes 614 amino acids.